UGUACUGUCUCAUGUGGAGAAGUUUCUUGUGGAACACCAACCAGUAUUGAAUGAGCUUACCAACGAUAUACUAAGUGCCAUCUGUAACAUCAACGAGGAUUUGAUUGGCAAGGGUCGUUUUACAGUGUACGUGUGGGCGACAGAACACCAGCCACUUCAUGAGUUCUUGGAGGAGCAAAUCAAGGACGCUCUAAAGGUUGUAGUAGGGAGAAGGGGUUUAUCCAGUACUGAGGCGGAAAGACUGGCUGCUGUUUGGAGAUUUUUGGAUCGCUAUCCUUAUGUUACUUGGGGAAUGGACUCAAUAGUGGCUUCAUUUGAAGAAGCUCUCCAACGGCACUUGCAACAGCUGCUUGGUUCUGGUCUUUUUCAAGGCUGUAUGGAUGCGCUCAAGGUCAUAAAACCGCUCCCCGCAGGGAGAAUGGAGCCACAGCUGUCGUGUGUACUCAACAAGAUUGCUACUCUUACAAAGAAGGCCGAUACACAAGUUCUGGAAGCUGCUAAAUUAGCUCUACUCAGCUGUCUCAAUGAGAAGGAGUUUGGGAUUAAAUGCCUUCAGACUGUCAUCCAGAGCCUGCGUGAUGUGUUGGAGCAAGAAACUCAAGGGGAUGAGCUGGUCAACUUUGUCUUGUCCACGUGCAUGACCGAGUGUGGUAGAUGUUUGAAGGAUCUGGUUGCUUGUGUGGAAUCUGCUGAACAGAAGAAUAAGGGAAGAAAGAAGUAUUAUACCUUUGAUUCGCUGAAACUCAUGGCUGAGAAUGUGAUCUUGCAAAGCCAGGCGUUGGAGUUAGUUUCUUUGGUCACUGCUCUGCGGAAGGAGAAGCUUUCAAACGAGGAGACAAGAUCAAUUCUGGAAGAGAGUCUGGAAAACAUUUCAGAUGGUUUGGCAAACAAUUCUUCUUACCCACAAGAAGAUCUCUUUGGUUUAAUGUACGACCUUCUUGGCAUCAGAAUCGGAGAUGAGUUAGCUGGCUUUGCUUUAGAUCUGUUGAUUAAGAGACUGAAGAAGAAAAAUAAGAUGGAAGAGCUUCUCAACCAACAGGAGUUGCUAGAUCCCUUUGUUCCAGUCGUUAUUGGUUUCUUGAGUAACACACAGUUUGUGUCUUCGGCUCUGAGUAGUUUGGAUUUGCUGAUGAGUAAAAAAUUACCUUCCCUCACCCCUGAAGCUGAAGGAGAUAGUUAUGAUGAAGGAGAAAGCAAGGUUUUAGAUUUGGCAGUGAAUAGUGAAAAUGAGGAAAUCAGAUUGAUAGGCAAAAAGAUACUGUUGGAUUUUUUGCACAAGGAUUCCCUUCGUGAUGAGCAAAGAUUAUUGAAGCAGACGGGGUAUCUUCUGGAGAAGCUAAG
Brassica oleracea var. oleracea is the source of this 1341-nucleotide messenger RNA. RefSeq lists its product as uncharacterized. The record is from RefSeq and is a predicted model, not a curated record. Gene Ontology annotation, cellular component: nucleolus; 90S preribosome; small-subunit processome. NCBI's taxonomy places the organism in Eukaryota, Viridiplantae, Streptophyta, Magnoliopsida, Brassicales, Brassicaceae.